Molecule: messenger RNA, 1818 nt
Organism: Penicillium salamii
Lineage: Eukaryota; Fungi; Ascomycota; Eurotiomycetes; Eurotiales; Aspergillaceae
Source: the annotation of a GenBank genome assembly
AUGCUAUUCGCAAGUUGCGUAAAAGCGGCGCGCUGGUUGGUCCGUGCGGGUCUGGCUUGUACUGGAACUUUUUCCUUUUUGUUGGAAUACCUCCUUGUGGCCCCUCCCCCGCAUCCCCAGUUCAUUCCGUCCCCAUAUGAUUCUGCCAUGGGGAAACCUCGAAUGAUCAUUCUGGUGCGCCAUGCGCAGUCAGAAGGCAACAAGAACCGCGAUAUCCACCAGACCAUCCCAGACCACCGGGUGAAACUCACAAAUGAAGGUCUCCGACAAGCAGAAGACGCAGGGCGUCGUCUUCGAGACCUGCUUCACCCAGACGAUACACUUCAUUUCUUUACCUCACCAUAUCGGCGGACCAGGGAAACCACAGAGGGGAUUCUGGAAUCCUUGACCUCCGACACUCCGGCUCCUUCGCCUUUCCCCCGACAUACUAUUAAAGUCUACGAAGAACCCCGGCUACGAGAACAAGACUUUGGAAAUUUCCAACCAUGCUCAACAGAGAUGGAGCGCAUGUGGAUGGAACGGGCAGAUUAUGGCCAUUUCUUCUACCGGAUCCCCAACGGCGAGUCAGCGGCCGAUGCCUAUGACCGAGUGAGUGGCUUUAACGAGUCGCUUUGGCGCCUGUUCGGUGAAGAUGACUUUGCGAAUGUUUGCGUCCUUGUAACACACGGUCUCAUGGCCCGAGUAUUCCUCAUGAAAUGGUAUCAUUGGAGUGUGGAGUACUUUGAGGACCUUCGCAACAUCAAUCAUUGUGAAUUUGUGGUCUUGACAUUGAACCCAAACAAUGGGAAAUAUACUCUUCAGAACAAAUUGCGUACCUGGUCAGAUCUUCGGAAAGACAGGGAGAAUGACAAUGCUGCGAAAGAGCAGCCUACUGCAUCCCCUGCGUCUGCUGCAUCUCCGAGCCACAGUGACCAUAUCCCACUUCGGCGCAAGUGGGGUGGCUGUCCCGACGGCUGUACGCAUGGAAUGAAUGCAGAGGGGAAACAAGCAUUGCGAACAAGUCUGCUGAAUUCCAUGCACCAGCAUAAUCAUCCUCAUUCCCAUAAGCACGAUGAACAUCAUAGCUUUGGCUCCAAACUACAGAAAUCGAUAUCCAUCGAUGAUGUGGUAUCGUCUUCAGAAGACAGCGCAGCCUACAAUGAUACUCGGGACAGCACAUACCACCGGCAGCGCACUGCCAGCGACGAUAGUACCGGAGACCCAAAACACUACCAUUCCAACUCAGAAACCCGACCAAGGGUCACUCCAUCAGGAAUAAAGCGAUCAACUCUCCAUGGAAUCAACCGCAACAGCGAAGAUCAGCUCUUCCACCCUCCCUCCGCCUCGUCCUCAUCCUCAGCACAUCUGAAAUACGCCCUCCUCCACCUCGGCGGUCGUGACGGCGGCGGCUCAAUGAGCGGAGCAAACAGCCUUGCCCCAUCCGACGACGAAACAGAAGACCAUCUACCCCGCCACACCGUACCAACAGUCUCCAGCCUCGGAAAUGGAAGUCUAUCCCACGCCAACCAACAACAUUUCAAAUUCCCCCUCGAAGCCCAACGUCCACCCCCCUCCCAAGAACUCGAGGACGACGGCGACGAUGAGAUGAGUGGUAACUCCACUGAACAAUUCAAAAAACCACGCCCACACCACCCACAUAAUCAGUACUUCGCGAAUCAAGAGCAUCGCAUGGCUAACAUCCUGGGUGAUGGCGACGAGUCCUCAACACCAUCUGAUACUCAGACGCCCAGACCGGAAAGUUCAUCGCCAUCUCAUACGCAUGCUACUUUGGAAGAUCAACAGCGACAAGACCAAAGUAUACAAGGGAGCGUUUAUUAA